Molecule: messenger RNA, 1094 nt
Organism: Fusarium oxysporum Fo47
Lineage: Eukaryota; Fungi; Ascomycota; Sordariomycetes; Hypocreales; Nectriaceae
Exons: 2
Coding region: 156-1073 (305 amino acids)
Source: RefSeq, a predicted model, not a curated record
CUUUGUCCGUCGACAUUACAGAGCCGUAUCCACCUGUGUUAAUAUCCAGGGUCCGACAGCAAAGUCAACAUCGUUUGUUCCAGCUUGUCGGAUUUGUUCAGUAUUUUCUGACCACAACUACUUUUUCACCAAACCAGUAAACAGCCAGUGAUAAAAUGUUUGCCGUUCAGCAUGCUGGUUUCGAUCAGCGGAAGCGAGUCCGUGAAGAGGAAGAACUCGCGAAUGCUAACGGCAUGAGCUUCAGCGAGCACCGCAACAAACGUAUCCAGUGCCUUCCACUCCGUGCAUAUCCUAGAACGACGCAACAAUGGCAAUCUGAUGCGCCCAUGCCAGCCCCGAGCUUCGCCCCCCACGAUCAUCUUCAGCCAGAAAUUCGACAAUGGUCAUCGUCGACGAACAUGACAUCACAGUCUCAUGGAGACACCGACAUGGAUAUGAUGCAGACAUAUCAACCCCAACAUCACGAACAGGGCCGACUUGGGGUGAUGCACCAAGAAUCUGACAACGCAAACGGGCGUCUGCCCACGCCUAUUCAGCUUAGCUUUGCUGCACAGGUUCGAGGUCAGCAGGCUGUGACAACUCCUAACGGUGUUGCAAACCUAGGUCACCAAAACACCGGCUUUGGUGAUGAUCAGAGUGUCCCUCGCACAAUGGCCGGAGGAUGGCAAGCCAUCCAGAAUGAACGACGUCUUCCUUCACCCAUUUCCGAAGGUGAUGAUUCCAUGGCCUGCCAACCCAUCACCCCUACCGGUAUGCAAUUUGAUGCCAGUGCCCAUGGUUUUGUCACCCCCGGUAUGGAACAUCCCAAUGUGACUGUUGAGCCUUCACCUCCCCAUGAUGUGGAACAUCCUAUGAUGGAUGUGGAAUCCCACUGCUCGGGCAAUUCAGUUGAUGGUGAUGGUGAUCCAACAACGCCUUCUCCUAGGAGAGGCCAUAUUCGCAGCCGACACACCGUCAACAACUGGACCUGGCAACCCGGCAUGAAGAAGAGCUUCAGCAUAGGAUAUCGAGCAGACUGCGAAAAGUGCCGCUUAAAGGUUCCAGGACACUUCAACCACAUCAUUGUUUCUUAGGGAAAAGAGAAGAUUAUCCUA